GUCAUCCUUGCAAGCUCCCUUGCUCAUCACUCGAUAUGAAACCUGUAUUAGCCAUCUGUUUUCUCGUGGUCAUCUUCGUGACUGCGUCUUCGGCCCAUCAUCAGCAACUUUGCGGCAAACCUUACUGGCAGCUGGUCAAGGAGCUUAAUUGUAUAACGAGCCGCAUUUCACGACGGACACUGCAAGCUUUCUCCCAUGCUGUGUGGGAGUUGCACUGUCCAAACUAUGCUUGUGCGAUCAGGAGGAUGUGUUCAUACAACGAUCUCGAGGGAGCCAUGUCAUAUUUCUUCAACUGGUUCCAGAUUCAACACUUUCACAGAGUCGCCCGUUUUUGUUCUCGGAGAACCCAGGAGCUUUGGUGGCCAAAGUGGUGGCAGUCUACAUUCCCUAGCUAUGGAGAACGUCGCAUGUUUCUCUAAACGCAGCUAUGAAGUUUGUGAUUGAGUAUUAGGACUCAUAUUCACUUAAGUAUGAGGAAACCAGUAAACUUUCUGCGGGAUUUGUUGCAAA
Rhipicephalus microplus (southern cattle tick) is the source of this 510-nucleotide messenger RNA. RefSeq names its product antimicrobial peptide microplusin. The record is from RefSeq and is a predicted model, not a curated record. Lineage: Eukaryota; Metazoa; Arthropoda; Arachnida; Ixodida; Ixodidae.